UCGCAAAACAACAGCUGUCAAAAGGGGAAAAAGAAUUUUCCAAUCAUGAAGAUGGCUGACGGUUCUACGAUCCUCCGAAGAAACAGACCCGGAACCAAAGCAAAGGACUUCUCCAACUGGCCCGAUGAACCGUUUGAAGAGAUGGACAGCACUCUUGCAGUACAGCAGUACAUUCAGCAGAUGAUUAAGAAGGAGCCCGCCAAUGUCGAGCAAAUCCUGACGAUGCCGGACGGUCAAGACGAGGGUGUGUGGAAGUACGAACAUUUGAGACAAUUCUGCAUGGAAUUGAACGGCUUGGCUGUGCGACUACAGACGUUGUGCUUCCCUGCCACCUGCACCCAGAUGACGGCGACCGAGCAGUGGAUCUUCCUGUGCGCGGCGCACAAAACGCCAAAAGAAUGUCCAGCUAUUGACUACACACGUCACACACUGGACGGGGCCGCAUGCCUUCUCAAUAGCAAUAAAUAUUUUCCCAGCAGUCUCUCCAGGGUAUCAAUCAAGGAAUCGUCAGUGUCGAAGCUCGGCUCCGUUUGCCGGCGCGUUUAUCGAAUCUUCUCGCAUGCAUACUAUCAUCAUCGGCGAAUAUUUAACGAGUUCGAAGAUGACACGUAUCUCUGCUUACGGUUUACGCACUUUGUUACUAAGUACUCGCUGAUGUCGAAAGAAAAUCUUAUUGUUCCGAUUCCGGAGGGGGAACUAACGCCCGGUGAAAGUGAGGCUUAAUAUAUUGAAACAUAAAACCUAAAACAUAACUGCUUUUACGAUCUAGACUAUACCUAACAUUUCUGUUUGUGCGUUUUGACAUAAUGUUACUCAUUUUAUUUGUGUAACGAAUUGAUUUCCUUAAUCUGUUAUUUUUAACCUGUGUAUACUGUAGUUACGGUGAGCAGAGAGGUACACUUUCUGUGAUCCGUUCCAAGUCUUUCAGUGCUCAUAUUUACAACUUCAUACCGGAAAUUUCCUUUCGAGAAAUACCUCUCGGACAUUGGACAGUGAGUUUCCUCUUUCACAACAUCUUACAAUUAUACGAAAAUGGGCGCAGCAUGAAAGUUUAUAAUCAAAGGCAAACAUAUUUGUAAAACUCGAAUCAUAAAACCAAGAGGAAACAGAACUUAAUGGGCAUAUGGAUAUUGGAUAAAACGUCAUUCAAAAAUUGUAUAAUCUACUCGACAAAAGAAAACGUGUAAAAUUAAAAGUAUUUAACGAUUGAACAGUAAUUUAAUUUAUAUUAAAAGAAACAUGUAGACUACCAGUAAACAAAAAAAAAACACAAACAAUAACUAUCUCUUAAGAAGCAUAUUCGACCUGGGUGAGAACAUAAAAAAAAAGGAAAACAAACAAACGCUAGAACGUCCACAACCACCAAUCUCGAGGUCCUCUAUUUCAUCAAAUCUCUACCACUAGCGGAAUGCAAGGUUUUUUUUCUCCCGUGGCGUGUUAGUCUUAAACGGAAAAGCGUGUUAGAAGAGGAAACAUCUGUCUAUUUUUUAACAUCAGAAAAAUGGUUAUCUUCAACCUAUCAGUUUAGUAAAGAAAACAAAUGUGUAUGAUACGAUUCCUUAGCAAACGGAAACGGGAUAGAGAACAAUGCAAGCAUUACAAAAAAAGGGAAGAUAAACUUUGUUCAUAGAGUUAACUAGAAACAAACAAGUAUGUGUCCGUUUUUUACGCUACUCGAAGUUAGAAUAAAAGCAGUAAUUCAUGAUGAAUCACGGGAAUUUAUGGGAUCCGCAACAGAAAAGAGAAUAAACUGUGUUUAGCAAAUACUAUAUAGUCACUCACCACCAUUAAUAAUGCAAAAUACAAAAAAGAAAAAAAAAACAUACGCAAAGGAAGUGUUGAAAGAAAUCACUUGAAAAAAUGUUUACACCUAAAAGGAGAGAUUAUGUAAUUUAGCAGCGGGAGGAAGUCAAAUAAAAUCAUUAGUAAUAUGAUCAUUUAA
Molecule: messenger RNA, 1942 nt
Organism: Ochlerotatus camptorhynchus
Lineage: Eukaryota; Metazoa; Arthropoda; Insecta; Diptera; Culicidae
Gene: Mob4
Product: MOB kinase activator 4
Exons: 4
Coding region: 46-723 (225 amino acids)
Cellular component (GO): cytoplasm
Source: RefSeq, a predicted model, not a curated record